AUGUUUUCGUUAUUCCUAUCAUCUUUUUUUCCAUUUCUAAUUUUAUUUCUAAUUCAUCAAACAAAUUGUACAAAUGUUACUUUUGUUCCACGACCAAUUCGUAUAACAAUUGCAAGUCUUCCACGACCCUAUGCGUCAUCAUCAGCGUCUAAACCACCUCAGGUCAUUUCAGUACCUGCAAAUCCUCGUCUCUAUGUUCCUCGUGGAUUCACUGUCAAGUUAUUUAUGAGUGGACUCACAGCACCACGUUAUCUUAUUUAUACACCUACAAAUGAUAUCCUUGUCAGUGAAUCUAGUAUUGAUCGUAUUUCUUGUCUGGUCGAUAAUGAUCACAAUGGUUAUCCAGAUCAACGUUUAACAUUUGCUGAUGCAUCUAAUGGACUCAAUUAUCCAUUUGGUAUGGCUUUUUUCAAUGGAUAUUUUUAUGUGGGUAAUCGAGAUGCUGUUCGACGUUAUUCUUGGACUAGAGGAAGUCGACGAAUUAGAGGUACAGGUCAAGUAAUAAUGACUUAUCCUCAACAUGGCCAUUCAACACGAACUAUUGCUAUAUCACCUACUGGUAAUCAAAUAUUUGUUAGUAUUGGUUCAGCAUCAAAUGUUGCUGUUGAAUCAUUACCACGAGCUUCUAUUCAGCAAGCUAAUAUCAAUGGUCGUAAUAGAAAAACAUUUGCUUAUGGUCUUCGAAAUGUUGUUGGUUUAGCAUUUCAUCCAAUAACUAAUGAUCUUUAUGCAACAUGUCAAGAAAGAGAUGCACUUGGUGAUGAUCUUGUACCUGAUUUUUUUUCACGUAUUCGACAGAAUGAAUUUUAUGGAUGGCCUUUUGCUUAUUUGAGUUCAAAAUUAACUGAUCCUAGACGACGCCUAAGUAAUGGAACAAGUGAAAGACCUGAUCUAGUAUCACGAACCCGAACACCUGAUGUACUUUUUCAAGCUCAUUCAGCAGUACUUGAUAUGAGAUUUUAUACAGGAAAACAAUUUCCUAGUCCAUAUCGAAAUGGUGCUUUUGCAGCAUUCCAUGGUUCAUGGAAUCGAAACCGCGGAACUGGUUAUAAAAUUAUCUUUAUUCCAUUCAAUCGUAGUACUAAUCGACCAAUGGGUUACUAUGAAGAUUUUGUUUAUGGAUUUCUAACUAAUCCAUCUGGACCCGAUGCAUUUGGACGGCCAGUUGGUUUACUUGUUCUAAAAGAUGGUAGCCUUUUAUUUUCUGAAGACGGAAACAAUCGUCUUUAUCAAGUACAAUACAAACCAUAA
Rotaria sp. Silwood1 is the source of this 1251-nucleotide messenger RNA. Lineage: Eukaryota; Metazoa; Rotifera; Eurotatoria; Philodinida; Philodinidae. The record is from the annotation of a GenBank genome assembly.